AUGAAUGAGCAUGGCGGGGAAAUGAAGGAACAUCGAGGGCCCGUUAAAGGCCAACUUCCAGGGAGUUCCAGAAGUGCAGAAGAUAAGGUUGGAGGAAGUGAUGAGGAAGGUUGGUCAGAGAUCGCAAAGGUUGUAUGAGGUGGUCAUGGUUAAUAUAAUUGUUGCUACGAGGGUUUGAAGUUUGCUUGUGUAUAUUGUAUAGUGAUAAAGAGAGCUUGCAAUGAGCUUUAGAAGAUUUGGAGAUCAUCAAUUACCAGCAAAUUGUGGUGAUCAGAGCUAUACGAUCUUAAAGUGAACAUCAGUUGUUGUUCUUGCUGUAUUUGUCAUUGUUUUCAAAAUAGCUUACAUAUCUUAACAUUCAGCUUGAAGACUUUUAUUCAUGAGCCUCAUUGCCCUAUUCACUUCCUCAAUUUUCCCGUCCAACUUUCGGAAAUUAAGUUGGCAAUGAAGCUGAUUAAAUAUUCAGCGCCCCUCGGAAUUACUGGUCUAGAACCAACCACAAUGUAUUUUCAUUCAGAAGUCGUGACGUAGAAAAGAUAUCCACAUCAAAACCAUCCUAAGUAAGUUAUUUCGCCUUUUUCAAGGGUUUAACCGAUUUAAAAAAAUUAGAAUUCUUGGGAAAUUUUACAUAAUUAGUGUUGCAACUCCUAUGUAAUCUUGCACAAAAUCCAAGUGCAGCAUAAGGAGUAGCAUUUGGAGGGUAAUCACUUUAUCCGAGCCCUCCUUUGUGGCCUCGGGGGGUUCGUCCCCGUCCUUCCGCAAAUUAUUUUCGGAAAGAGAAAAGAAAAAAGAAGAAAACAACGGAACGAAGAGGAGGAAAAACAUUUACAAGCUCAGUAGAAAUGCUCUCCUGCUGAGGAAUUUGUAUAGAAUGCGACAAAAGUAGAAACAAUAGUAAAAAAUAGGUUUCACCACGAAAGCUGAACAUUUGGCCUUAUGUUUUAGGAUGUUGGAAAGGACGAAAAUGGAAAAAAAGAUAAUAGGUACAUAUUCAUCAACAUUACUUUUGUAAAUUUCGAUUAUGUUAGGGAAAUAUCGGUUUCACCACGAAAACCUGAAAAUCUUGGCAUUGUGUUUUGAUCCAUGUAAAAGGAGGUUUAAUGCUGUACAGCUCUUAAAAACUUAUUGUAGACGUCAAUUUCUUGUGUACUUGAAGUUACAAGUAUUUUGAAAAGUCAAAAAAUGGUCUCACAACGAAAACAAAACAUUUUGGCAUUCCGCCAAAUUUACUACAAAAUGAGGACUCUUGAAUUAGUGUUGUACAAAGAAGAGACAAACGUUGAUUUGAGAGGCAUUCAACGAUAUUCCCAAUAACCAAAAAACAAACCUGGGUCCCACCACGAAAUCCUCCAAAUUCAAAAUAACUCCAAGAACCACCUCAAAAUUGCGCAGAGAGAGCUCCCAAAAAGAAUUCCAGCCAAAAAUGACUUCUGGAUGAAUUGCCCGAUGGAAAUUUUUGAUACUAAUUUUCUCGGGCAGAGCCGUAAAAAUUUUUUAUAAAUGGGACUUUCAUUUGAGAUGAAAACCCACCGCGAGAAAACAAUGUAGCCAGUGUGAGGUCUAAAGUACGAACGAAGAAGUUGAAAGAUUAGAAAAAUUAAUUCGAAAAAUUUGACAAUUCAGGAGAAAUUGAGAAAAUUAGAAUAUUUUGGCAUUCUGUUGCAAGAAGUCACAUUCAAAAAAAAAUAAUAAAAAAUAGUUUUAUUGAAUGCAGAAUAGAGUAUAUAUUCACGUUUUCUAGAAAAUUACAAACAUAAAAAUUUAAAUUUUCACUUUCCCGCCAAUUUUUUAAAAGUUUUGGCAUUGUGUUUCAAUGUUUAAAAAAUGGGUAUCAUAAAGAAUUUUGCAAUACUGACAUUGUUUUCAGACGUCUAGUAUCCUAUUUUAAAAGUUUUUAAAAUAUAUAAAAUUCAAAUUUCGAUUUUCCCGCCAAAUUUUUCAACUUUUUUGGCAUUGUGUUUCAAGUUGAUAAAACCCUCAAAAGGUGAAGACAAUCUAUGUAGUAGGUGUAAACACAAAGAAAAAAUGGUUUUUUUUUUAUACUCACUUUUCUGCGCGACUCGUCGAAAUCACAAAACGGAUAUUCGAUGGUGGUGAAGGACAUGUUGGCCGAACAAAUCGACGACAUCAACGACGAAAAAACACAGCAAUUAGCAACAUGUUAGCGCCCAACAAAUUCCCUCGAGGCAAACUUGGUCUUUCAAGGGAGAGUAAAAUUUAUAUCAAGCCGAAUAUCAGGGGCCAAGUGUAAUAUAAAAAGCGGUCCAAGUCGGGGUUUCGCCGGCGAAAUCGGAUAUAAAACUCCUUCCGCUAUGUAAUUACACCUAUUUGAGGAAAGAGGGUGAUGUCGUGUCUCCGAUUCAAUGGGCUUGGUUCAGGUGGAUAAGGUGAAGAAAUCUCGGAAAUUGGGUCGAAUUGGAGGCCAGGCCCAAUUAGACACCCGAUUCAGGAGAAAUAUGGGGGUUACAUGUAAAAGGCAUGUCAUGGACAAAUUGUAG
Messenger RNA from Bursaphelenchus xylophilus (pine wood nematode), 2498 nucleotides. The record is from the annotation of a GenBank genome assembly. Lineage: Eukaryota; Metazoa; Nematoda; Chromadorea; Rhabditida; Aphelenchoididae.